AAAACGCGCCUAUCGCCACGACAGAGGAGGGCGGGACCACCGAUAAAGUUGAUACCUUGGCCGGUAUAUAUUUAUAUAUAUUUAAAUACUUUCAGUUGUCGUGGUCAGGACUGCUUAGUAACGUCGGCAGCAACUCUGUAACCUGCAAACAAGAACCAUCACCAUCCACGACAAUGGACCUAGACGGCAACCCACAUAGUCCAGACGAGGAGAGCACCUCGCCAGACGAGAUCCCCAAAAACCGGAGAAGUCUGAAGAGCCUUCACAUCCUCGCCACGAGGUUUGUGGGCUUGCUACAGGACGCUGAACACGGUUUGCUGGACCUGAAAGACGCUGUUAAGCUGUUGGCUGUGGAGAAAAAAAGGCGUAUCUACGACAUCACAAACGUUUUGGAGGGCGUUGGUCUGAUUGUGAAAAUCUCCAAGAGCAUGAUUAAGUGGAACGGCACAGUGCCAGGAGAACAUGCUUUCAGGGUCACCAACAGAGUGAUUGAGCUGAGGGCGGAGCUGAAGGACUUGGAGCAAAAGGAAAGUAUGUUGGACCAGCAGAAAUUCUGGGUUGAACAGAGCACCACGAGCACAAAAGAAGACUGCAGCGAUCUGACCUACGUGAAUCAUGACGACAUCUGCAACUGUUUUAGCGGCGAUACUCUCUUGGCAAUACAAGCGCCAUGUGGAACAAAACUAGACGUGCCGAUUCCCAAAGCUGUCCGGAACUGCCCAACAAAGUAUCAGAUCUAUCUGAAAAGCAUCAAUGGGCCGAUAGAUGUUGUACUUCUCAACAAACUGACUGUCGACUCCGUCCCUGUCGUACUGCCAGUCCCUCCGUCCAAAGAACUUUUACGGAAGGCCAAAUCGGCAGUGGCCACUUCAGAUGAGACCGAAAGCAGUAUUAAACGUGCCGCCAAAUCUCGAAGGACGGUCAUGGAGGACAUGCUGCACCUUCAGUCGUCGUCGCGUUCAAACACUGCGCCCAACCGAACGGAUGCAUCUGAAUUGCGAGAUUUAUCAAAAGAACUGCAGGACCUGCUACGCCCAACCAAAGCAAUAAUGAAUGCCGAGCUGCUCAAGAAUCUUUUAGCCUCAGAAGGUUUCUCUCCCCUCCAUCGAUCUCCACUCCCGUCUGAACAAGAACACAUCCACACUCUGGAUGAGAGUGAAGGCAUCUUAGACAUCCCCAUGCUCAAUGUUUAACCACUUUGUUAUGGCCUUCAAGGAGAACAGUUUACGCCUGAAAUGUACAUAAUUGUCUUUUUUAAUGAGUUAUUUGAUUACCAUAAAUAAUAAAUGAAAGCUUUUGAAUAUUA
Gasterosteus aculeatus aculeatus (three-spined stickleback) is the source of this 1306-nucleotide messenger RNA. Its product is annotated as transcription factor E2F5. NCBI's taxonomy places the organism in Eukaryota, Metazoa, Chordata, Actinopteri, Perciformes, Gasterosteidae. Gene Ontology annotation, cellular component: RNA polymerase II transcription regulator complex. Gene Ontology annotation, biological process: regulation of transcription by RNA polymerase II. The record is from RefSeq and is a predicted model, not a curated record. Gene Ontology annotation, molecular function: protein dimerization activity; DNA-binding transcription factor activity, RNA polymerase II-specific; RNA polymerase II cis-regulatory region sequence-specific DNA binding.